UCAUUUAAUUUUGGGCGGUUUUUGUGCUUAAUUAUUGUGCUGGCUCUCAAUAUGGAUACACGUGAACAGCUCAGCCUCGUAAAGAAGAUUGUGCAUUCUGUGCUGGUGUCGUCGCCGGAGAUAAUGACGAUCCAAAAACUAAGUCGCGACUACAAGGAGAUGGAGGGCUCAGAAGUGCCGCAUCGGCAGUUCGGCCACAGAGACGUCGAAACUUUUCUCCGCUCCAUUCCAGACGUCGUUACGGUGAUCGGAUCUGGACCUAUGGCUCUUGUCCAUCCACUGGCAACUGCAAAGUCGGCGCACAUUCAGAAAUUCGUCAGCCGCCAGAAGAUUAAAUCCAGAAAGUCAAAAUUUCAUGCUGGACAGAAGCAAACGUUUUUGUAUAACCCGAAGCCAUCAAAUUUGGGUUUUAUCAACGAGUCUGUAAGUAAGGCCUCGUCUGUGCAGAUGCACAAUCCGGUCAAUACGUUUCGGCCGCAAAUGUAUCCACUUGUGCUGCUCCCAAACGGGCAGUUCUUUAAUCCCGCCUUCCAGCAGCCUCCUGCUUACUGUCACUGGAAGAACGCCCAAACCAAUUAUCCAAUGAAUGAUUUCAAUCGCCCUCAAAUGAGAGUGCGUCCGAGUUUCAAUCAACCCGUUCUUCCGCAGAGAAUGCAUAACAUGCAUAACUAUCUGCAACCCAUCCGAAAUCCAAAUCUAGAUCAGCGUCCACACCCACCAAGGCACACUUUGACUGCAAUACAAAAUCAACCGCCAAUACGCAACCCAACUCGAGAGCUCGCUCCGUCUGCGCGCUUUGAUUCCAUAGUGAAUUCAUUCAAUAAUCUAUCACUUGCUAAAGAUGAUAAUGUCCCAACUGGUGAGGUGAAGAAACAGGAGAGAACUGUGACUGAUGAGAAGCAACUGCCCAUCGAAUCCUACAGGUCCGACGAUCAUAAAGUCCUACCGAAUGUCACGGUGCCUGAAAAAGAUCCAGUGUCCGAAGCGAAGCAACUGCCCACCGAACCCUACAGCUCUGACGAGCAUAAAGCGCUACCUAAUGUCAGUGCGCCUGAAGAAGAACCAGUAGUAGAGCUGGGGGAACCCGAUCGUGUUGUGCUUGAACUCGCCAAGCCGAAAGUGGCUGUGUCCGACGUAUACGAUUCCUCCAGCGAUGAUUGCAAAGAUACUGAUGCCUUUCCAGCGUAUGCUGUGGAUCACCGUGUUCUCAGUGUCGACUAUCCGCGCGACGCGGUUCGCUCCGAUUACAAGUUGUCUCGUCUCGACUUGGAAAAAACUCUCAAAGUGGAUGAGCGCUACUGCCUACAGCUUGUGGAGGUGACCGAUCCGCAUAGUUUCCACUUCUGGAUAUUCGACGACUACGACCUAUAUCAUACCUUGUCGCACAACAUCCAGAAAUUCUACAGAGACUUGGCUUCAACGACGUUCACGAUGCCGAAGUACCUGUUGACACCCGGCCAUCUGUGUGUUGUCUGUCCCAGCAAUACAUCGGUGUGGGAACGCGCCAAGAUUGUCAGCCAACGUACCGACAAUGUACGAAAGACAAUCGAGGUAGAGUUAAUCGAUACGGGCAUUGUCGAUACCGUCUAUAAAAAAGACGUUAAAUUUUUAAUGGAACAAUUCGCUAAUAUGCCGCCGCAAGGAAUGGAGGGGCGCCUGGCUUAUGUGUCUCCGGUUAAAAGUCUGCACUGGCCAUCGAAGGUUGUCAGCGCAUUCAAACAUCAAGUGUACAACCGCAGACUCUUCGGAAAAGUGGAGGCCAUCAAGAACAACAUAGCGUAUAUGGUGCUCGUCGAUGAAGAUUAUGUAAAUUUGAACCUUUCGCUGAUAGACUCCGGCUUGGUGCGUCGCCGCUUGACGGCUUAGCAGACAAUUCUUUUACAUUAAUUACCUAACAUUUAUAUCUUAUCUCGUUUUUGUUUUUUGUUUUUUUUUUCGACAUGGAAUGUCAAAUUUGUUUC
Molecule: messenger RNA, 1961 nt
Organism: Drosophila persimilis
Lineage: Eukaryota; Metazoa; Arthropoda; Insecta; Diptera; Drosophilidae
Gene: tej
Exons: 5
Coding region: 52-1866 (604 amino acids)
Biological process (GO): spermatogenesis
Source: RefSeq, a predicted model, not a curated record